UGCUAAAGAUGCCUUUGAGGAUUUUUCCAUCAAUGGGAAUGUAAAAAAAUAUGGAUAUGAUGAAUUGACAAAGAUCUUUUGGCAGUAUUUAUCAAUUCAUGUUUUUUCUAAAACCAAAGAAGAAUAUUAUCAUUUUGUUAAGAUGCGUCAAGUUGAGAUUCCACUGUUUCAAAGCAAGCCUGAGCAAGUUUAUGAACUGAUGCAAUUGUUGUUAGAACUGUGGACUGCUGCUGUUAUUAAAAUAGUUAGAAUGCUAUUUUAUCAAUACAAGUCUAGACAUUCCAAAAAGCCAAAUAAGGGUACUGUUUAUGGUAUUAAGCAGAUAUUUGUAACAAUAGGAACACCAAAGGGUAAUAAGAAGCGAUAA
Cetraspora pellucida is the source of this 367-nucleotide messenger RNA. NCBI's taxonomy places the organism in Eukaryota, Fungi, Glomeromycota, Glomeromycetes, Diversisporales, Gigasporaceae. The record is from the annotation of a GenBank genome assembly.